GUGAACAGAAUGAACGCAUUUUCAAUUUUUACAUAAAAACAUUCGUUAAGUGUUACUUUGGACGUCGAACUGUUUGGUUUGGAAAUACUAAAGUUGGAAAAGAAGCGAAAAAAAAAAAAAACAAAAAAGAAAGAUUUAUUCAGUGUUGUCGCAUGUUUAUUUUUUUUUUAGUGAAUUAAAUUUAAUUUUAUUUUCCUCUUGAUUUGAAAUUAAUUAUUUAAAAAAAUAAAUAAUUAAAAUAACAAAUAUUUUUAAAACUGUUUUUCAAUGGUGGUAAAUAUAAAUUACUGUUAAAAGAUUUUUUUAUCAUCAAAAACUUGAAUUUUUUUUCUUAUUUGUUUAAUUUUUUCUUUUAUUUUUUUUUAAUUUUUAAUUCUUUAUUAUUGAAAAACAAGAAAUUUAACGCUCUAAAGAGAAAAUAUACGAUACAAGAAUAUUAAUAAAAACGAGUGCGAAAAAUAAAAUAAAUAAAGGAUUAAUUUGUGGCCAUUGUGAAUAUUUUUUCAUUACUGAUCCCAUUUUGUGUUAUAAAAAUUAUCGUAAAUUUAAAAAAAAAAAUGCAUAUUAAUAAGAAUUGCUGAAAUUUUAAAAUUUUCUUUCUACCAUAGUUAUUCAAACAAAUAAAAAUUAAAUAUUUGGAAAUAAAUUUCUUUUUACUUUUUUAUUAAAAUUUGUGUAAAUUUAAAAAAGAAAAAUUAAGGCAUAAAAUUUUUUGUGUGUGAAAUAUAAGUAAAUAUUUUGUAUUUAAUGAGUAAAAUACAUAUUUGAUUUUCAUGGAUUUACAAAUGAUUAAGACUUCAUUCAAAUAAUUAAAUAUUUAAAAAAUAAAAAUAUAAAUAAAUAAAACAAAGCAUCAUUUUCAAUAUUGUUGACAUUUGUUUUUUGUUUAUUUAAAUGUUGAUAUAAUUUCUUUGUGAUCUCCAAUAAUCAAAGAUUUUUUUAAUUGUUUCCUUAAUAAGUAAUUUUUUUAUGAAUAAAUUUAAUAUUAAAUUUUAAACAAUAGCAAUAAAAUAGCUUCAAAGCUAAUAAAUUUCUUCAUGUACCUCAAUUAUUUACAAAAGUUUUUACAUAAAAAAAAAUAUUUAAAUUUAAAGUUAUAAUAAAAAAAAUAUUGUUUAAAAUUUUUUUAACAUAAUUUAAUUCAUGAAUUUAAAUUGAAAUUAAUUAUUCAAUUUUAUAUACAUUCAUACAUACCUCUACAUAUACAUGAAGUUAAAAUAAAAUUAGUGAUUUAAAAGAACAAGAUUACAUACAACAAAUUAAUUCUGGAAAACUUGAUGAAUUUGGAUAAGAGAAAACAGAAACAAAUAAGAUAAAGAAGGAAAUUAUAUUCAUUAAUUUUAGAAUAAAUUAAAAUAUUUGAGUUGAAAGAAAGAAAAUAUAAACUUGAAUGCAUUGAUUGUUAAAGAGAAAAAAGUGAAAAAGAUUUUUUUAUACAUAACAUUUAAAUUAUAAUAUUGAAAAAAUUCCAAACGAAGAAUUUAUAAUAAACAAAAGUUAACAGUCAAAAAAAAACACUAUAAACGAACCAAUUAAUUUUAAAAAAGAAAUAAAAAAUGGGUAAAGCUCAAAGUAAACGAUCUGUAGAUAUUACAACAGAUCCGAAAAAGGAUGGAACUGUUGAUGAAGGUACCGGCGAAAUGAAAAAAAUUGAAGAUGUUGAUCAGUUAAAACCACAGGUUAAUGGUGACACACACCACAAUGAAAAUGAAGAAAAAGAAAAAGUUACUGAAAAUGGGGAAACCGAAAAUGAAAAAGAUUUAUCAACAGAAAAAGAAAAUCAAAAAUCACAAGAAGGUGCUUCUUCUACUCCAACAGCAUCAUCUCCUGCUGAUACCGGUGCUGGUGGUGAUGUAGCAGUAGCAACAGCAGAAACAGUAACAACACCCACUGCCAAUGAAAAUACCACUGCCAAUUCAGCAACUAAUAAUACCGAACAACAACAAUCUACAGAUGCUAAUGAAACUUUAAAUGAUUCAAAAACUGCCGGUGAAUCAACUACAUCUGAAACACCAGAAAAUAGCAGUAAAAAACCUAAAAAAGAGAAAGUUAAAAAGAAAUGGUCAUUCCGAAGUAUUUCAUUUGGUAGAAAAGAUAAACAAAAACCCUCAAAAAAAGAAGAAGCAAAUGCAAAUACUUCAGCUGUUAAUGGUGAAUGCGAAAAAGUUGCAGAAGAGACAACCACAGAAGAAGUAAAAAAUACCGAAGAAAAGAAGGAUAUUUCUCCAUCAGCUGCUGAAGCCUCCACUGUUCCAACUGAAGAAUCAAAAAAUACCACAGAAGAGAAUAAAUCAACCGAAGUAGAAUCCGAAGUAAAAGUUGAAAAAGUAGAAACUCCAACAAUAGAAACAGAAACAAAAUCAGAUGAAGCUGUUACUAAAGGUCCAGAAACAGAAAUUGUAGAAACACCAAAACCUUCCGAAGAAACAGCACCGAUUCCAGAAGAAAAGGAACAACAAUCUGUUGUUGAAAAUGUUCCUUCGUCUAAUGAUACACCAGUAGUUGAAACCGAAAAACCCCAUGAAGAAACAAAAACAUCAGCGUCCUUAACUAAUGGAAUUGAACAUCAUGAUGAAGAACCAAAAUUAAAUGGUUCAGCUGAGUCACCGAAAAUUGAGGUAAAGAGUGAAGAAAAGUCAUCAGUUGUUGAUAUUGAACCAAGUUCUAAUAUUGAACCUAAUGCAAAUGAAAUUACUUUAAGUUCUGAAACUGAAAAAUCUCUCAAUAAUGUACAAAUAUCUACAAAUGUUAGUAAUGUUAUAACUAAAGAUGAUGACAAUGAUCCUUUAAAUCCUGUAAAUAAACUAUCUUCUUCCUCUCCUCCGCCACUUCCUUGUUCCCCUCCUCCUUCACAGGUGAUGGUAUUUGCAUUAAGUGAAACUAAACAAGAACAACAGCCAAUCCUUGAAGAUAUCCCAAAAAUUGAAGAUGUUGCUAUUAAAAACGAUAUAGUUUCUAAUGACGUACAAGAAAAAUUAGACAUAGGAUUGGCUAACGCAGAUAUUACAACAGAAAAACAAAGCGAAUUAAUUGUACCAGCUGAAAAAACAGAUACUUUGUUAGAGAAAACUGAAAAUGUUGUGCAAGAAGUUGAAAAGUCUGAUUCAAAAAAAGAAACUGAGGAAAUAAAAUUGGAAACUGCAAAAACAGACGAUAAAGUUGAAAAUUCAACUGAAAUAGGUAACGCUACUUCGGAAGUUAUUGCCACAAAUAUUGCUCAAGAAAAGUUAAUAGCAACUGAAGAACAAUUAUCUGAAAAUAAAAAUGACUUAACAGAAGAGAAAAAUGUUGAAAAACAUGAAAGUGAGUUAGCCAAAAGUUUACCAGAAUCUAUUGAAAAUUCUAAAACUCAAAUAGAACCGAUAUCAGAAGAAAAAGACAAUCAAAUUCAAGCUGAAAAUUUAACUAACGUAAUUGAAAAAAGCUUAAAUACUGAAACACCUCAAAAUAAUGAAUCAAAUGAAAGGGUGGAAAUUUUAGCUCCAUCAGUAGAUCUAGGUUCACAACAAGACAAUAAUUCGUCACCCACUAAUGAAAUUAUAAAACAAGAAGACACAAUGUCUACGGCAAAAUUUGAUAACGAUAUCAAUGAAAUUGUUGAAACGAUAGCACUAAUACAAGAAUAUACAGACACAGUAGCAUCAGCAUCAAAAGAUUUAAUUGAAAGUGUUACAUCGACAGUUAGUAAUAACGAAUCUCAAUCAAAGGAAGUUCAUGAAAAUCAAGUUCCACCGUCUCCACCACCACCAUUGCAAGAAAAUGUAGAAGAAAAUAAACAAACUGGAGAAAAUAUUUGUGUAGAAAAAAUUUCAAUUGAAUCAAAUAUUGAACAAGAUUUACCGACACCACCACCAACACCAUCAUCACAAUCAAAUAUAGAUUUGGAAAAUUUUAGAGAAAAUAAGUCUGAAGACUGUGACAAUAAGUCAGAAGUAGCAUUGACAUCAUCUGAAAAUAUGAUAUCCAAUGUAGAGGAAAACAAAAUUAGCGCUGACAUUAGCAACCAAUCAAAUAAUACAUCAGAAUUAACAUCACAAAAUGAAAUAAACGAAAAUGAAAUUACAGCGACUGCAACAAGCAAUAACAAUGCUCCUAACCAGAAAAAGGAAAAUGGGGUAGAUGAACAUCACGACGAAGUAGCUGAAAUAUCAGCGACAGAAAGCUUAAACGGAGUUGAUCAUAAGACUAUUGAAGAUAUUAAAUCUGAAAAUCAACAAAUUGAAAAAGUUGGUACCGAAGUUAUAACGCAAGGAGCUACUGCAGUUGCUGAAUAAAAACAAAUCUAUUUUUAUUUUAGCAUUAAAAAUUCAUUUUUGAAACGAAUAUUAUAUACUUUUUUGCAUAAAAAAAAUCGAUCUUAAAAAUUAAAUUAAAAAAAAUAAUAAAUAAAUAAAAAAAAAAUUAUAUAAAUAUAGAUAUAUAUAUAUAUAUAAAUAUAUAUAAAAUGUAUUAAAUAUAAACCUAACUAGAAUAAAAAAUACAAAGAAAUACAGAUACAUUUCAAAAUUUAAAAUAGUUUAUUACAACAAAAUACACAAAAUAUAUAAUGAUAAAAAAAAACAAAGAUAAAAGAAGGAUAUAAGAAUUAAAAUCGAAAAAAAUAUUUAAUAAAAUAAUAAAAGAAAAUUAAGAUAUUUAGACAUUUAUCGAAAAAAACCAUCCUAUUUGUUUUUUUUUUUUUUUAAUAAUAAUUAUAUAUAUAAUAACAAUACUCUUUCAUUACAAAAAUUAAAAAAAAUGAAAAAAAAAAACAACAAAACGAAAAUAAGUAAAUUUAUAUCCAAUAUUCGCAAAAAAAAAAAAUUAAAGAAAAAAGCAUAAGUUUAAUCUUAAUUAUAUAGAAUAUUUGAUAAUUAUAAAAAAAAGAAUAAAAAUAAACAAAAUUCGAUGUAAAUUGUUAUUGGUUAAACAAAAAAAAAAUAAAAAAAAAAAUAAAAAAACUCAAAUAUUCUAAUUUUUUAAGUACCAUACGAUUAAAAAUA
This is a messenger RNA of Condylostylus longicornis, 4982 nucleotides long. It is a transcript of the gene Akap200, whose product is annotated as A-kinase anchor protein 200. The transcript has 6 exons. Bases 1557 to 4274 code for a protein of 905 amino acids. NCBI's taxonomy places the organism in Eukaryota, Metazoa, Arthropoda, Insecta, Diptera, Dolichopodidae. The record is from RefSeq and is a predicted model, not a curated record.